CAGCAGUCGGCCCAUGGAUAUAUAUAGUUACCUACCGGCCAGCUACUUGCCGGAUAAAUAAACCAUGUUGAACGCCUCGUCAACACAAGGGCGGAGAUACCACCGAAAGUCCCGAAAUGGCUGUAUGCAAUGCAAGAAGCGCAAAGUCAAGUGUGACGAGAGGAAGCCGAGAUGCGAAAAGUGCGAAGUAUAUGGGGUUCCCUGUACAUAUGCAACGGGAAGCACCACCAAGACCACUAGCAUCUCGCAACGGACCUCUCCGGAGAGCUCGACUGAGGCCUGGGUCCAAAAGGCCUCAGAAGACACUUUAGGGAUUGAAUCUGGAGCCGGAUCUACCAUACUGGGAGCCUUACCUCUGUUUACCCUAGAGCUUCUUCACCACUGGACAACAGAAACAUCUCGGACACUUUCUGCCGAGCCAGAGGUGCAGAAAAUGUGGCAAGAGCAGGCUCCAAAGGUAGGGUUUACUACACCCUUCGUCAUGCAUUCGAUUCUCGCAGUCUCAGCAUUGCACCUCUAUCGUCUAUGUUCCGCGGACCGCAGACAGGAGUGCCUUGAGCAAGCCCAUACGCACCACAUGGCAGCCAUGCAAGUCGUCGCGCCGAACAUCAGCAAUCUAGUUGAAGGUCAAGGGGCAGCAGUGAUCAUGUUCUCAUGGUUGACCUGCAUCUAUGCUUGCAGUCGUCCACAUACACAAAACGAUCCUCUGAUACUUGGAGAAAGCGGCACUCCUGAAUGGCUGACAUUCCUCCGCGGAAACAAGGUGGUCUUAGAGUCCAGUAGGCACAUGUCUCGGCAUGGGGUUCUUGCGCCUGUCUUCAACAAUGGGGACCGACGCUCUUAUGUACGGCGGAAUACCCCGGCUAUUGAUGGAGAGCAGUACGUAUGGCAGGUGAGAGAGUUCAUCAUGGAGCAUGUUUCCAAUCAUUCAGAGCGGGAGAUGUACAUUAAGGCCGUGGAUUUACUUUCCCAGUCAUUUGCUUUCAUCAUGGGCGACGUUUCUCGAGCGGCAGACACCACUGUGGUCAUGCCCUGGCUAUUUGAGAUUCCUGAUGGGGUCGUGGAUUGCCUCCAGCAGAAAUCACCACCUGCCUUGAUUGUGUUCGCCUAUUUCUGUGUCCUGGUGAAGAAGCUGGACUGGAUGUGGUGGUUGGAAGGACUGAGCCACAAGUUCAUGGGCGAACUGUUCAACGCUCUGGAUCCGGAGUAUCGAGAGUGGUUACGAUGGCCAAGUGAAGCAAUUGGGUGGACUUGUUUAUGAUUGGUAUGCGAAAUGAGUUAAUCUAUGCAGUCAUGAAAUAUCAAUACCAGGGACAAGGCUGAGCCUCAUACUCGUUUCGG
Molecule: messenger RNA, 1341 nt
Organism: Aspergillus versicolor CBS 583.65
Lineage: Eukaryota; Fungi; Ascomycota; Eurotiomycetes; Eurotiales; Aspergillaceae
Product: Zn(II)2Cys6 transcription factor
Exons: 2
Coding region: 65-1261 (398 amino acids)
Biological process (GO): regulation of transcription by RNA polymerase II
Molecular function (GO): DNA-binding transcription activator activity, RNA polymerase II-specific; zinc ion binding
Source: RefSeq, a predicted model, not a curated record